AUGUCCGAAAACCCGCAACCAUCAGAUCAUGUAGGAGACAUUGAGGUUGAUGACGAUGUCUUCAGCGAGUCUGACUCUGCCUUUCAAGGCUCCAUUGGAGAUGCAAGCUAUACAUCAUCUAUCUCAUCUAGUGUGAGGAAUUAUAAAUACGAGAAUGGCCGAAGAUAUCACGCGUUCAAGGAGGGCUCACAUCUCUUGCCCAACGACGAAAGCGAACAAGCCCGGAUGGACCUCGCUCAUCAUAUUUAUCUCAUGAUAACCGGCGGAAAACUGCAUCUGUCCCCCAUCAGCAAUCCACAACGAGUGCUUGAUCUCGGCACUGGGACAGGUAUAUGGGCAAUUGACUUUGCAGACGAGUAUCCGAAUGCCCAUAUACUAGGUAGCAGCCAGCCAGAGUACACUAACCCCAAGAUUGGACACGAAAACAGGGUCCCACCAAACCUCCAAUUUGAAGUCGACGACUUCGAAAGCGAAUGGUCCUACUCGCAGAAAUUCGACUUCAUCCACGGCCGCGAAAUGGAAGGUAUGGUGCAAGACUUUGACCGCCUCUUCAAGCAAACAUACCAAAACCUCACUCCAGGCGGCUGGGCCGAAUUCUCCAGCAUCGAACUCAACACCUUUUGCGACGACGAAACCCGGCAAAAGGCCGCGGUGUGGACGCGCUGGUCAGAGAAUCUGCAUCGCGCGGCUUGCACGUUUGGCAAGAAUAUGCGCACUGUGCGGACUUGGGAGGAUAGGUUGAGGGCGGUUGGGUUUCGGAAUGUGCAGAGUGCUGUGUUUCCGCUACCAUUCAGCCCCUGGCCUAAAGACCCCAAACUCAAAGCCCUCGGUCGCUACCAGCAACUGCACAUGUUUGAAGGCAUUCCCUCUUACAGUCUGCGACUCUAUACCAGUGUCCUCAACUGGCCCAAGGACAAAGUCGAGGCGCUGCUGGCCGAAGUGCAAAAUAUCUUGAAAGAUCGGUCCUGUCAUCUGUAUACUUUGGUGCAUUUUGUUUAUGGUCAGAAACCGGACGAAUGA
This is a messenger RNA of Talaromyces atroroseus, 1020 nucleotides long. RefSeq lists its product as hypothetical. Lineage: Eukaryota; Fungi; Ascomycota; Eurotiomycetes; Eurotiales; Trichocomaceae. The coding region runs from base 1 to 1020 and encodes 339 amino acids. The record is from RefSeq and is a predicted model, not a curated record. Gene Ontology annotation, molecular function: methyltransferase activity. The transcript has 10 exons.